Messenger RNA from Solanum dulcamara, 596 nucleotides. Its product is annotated as nuclear transcription factor Y subunit B-7. The record is from RefSeq and is a predicted model, not a curated record. Gene Ontology annotation, cellular component: CCAAT-binding factor complex; nucleus. Gene Ontology annotation, biological process: regulation of transcription by RNA polymerase II. Gene Ontology annotation, molecular function: protein heterodimerization activity; DNA-binding transcription activator activity, RNA polymerase II-specific; RNA polymerase II cis-regulatory region sequence-specific DNA binding. Lineage: Eukaryota; Viridiplantae; Streptophyta; Magnoliopsida; Solanales; Solanaceae. The transcript has a single exon. The coding region runs from base 19 to 564 and encodes 181 amino acids.
UAUCUAGAAAGUAGUACAAUGCCAGCAUCAACAACAUCAUCUACAAUGACAAUUAUUCCAAAUAAUAGUAACAAAGAACAAGAUCGGUUCCUUCCUAUAGCUAAUGUGGGUCGAAUCAUGAAAAAGGUCAUCCCAGGAAAUGGAAAGAUCUCCAAAGAUGCAAAAGAAACGGUUCAAGAGUGUGUAUCGGAAUUUAUAAGCUUUGUUACCGGAGAAGCAUCAGAUAAAUGCCAGCGCGAGAAGAGAAAGACAAUCAAUGGUGAUGACAUCAUUUGGGCCAUCACAAUUCUCGGCUUUGAAGAUUAUGUUGUCCCUCUUAAACAAUAUCUUAAUAAAUAUAGAGAAUUAGAAGGUGAAAAGCUAAAUUUUCCAAAGCAGCAACAACCACCACAACAUGACCAGAAGCCAUCUUUUUCAUACAACAGUGUAUAUUCUCCCACUGGCCUUCUUCCUCAAACUUCAUUUGUCCCAGCAGAUCAAUCAUUUCCUUUGCCAUUUUCACCCAACUCAAUUCAGUCACAAUUACCAAAACAGGACCACGUUGAUUCUAUGGGCCACUGGUAAUAAAACAACAAGAAAAAUAAAUAUAUUUUAUU